GAAGUGAAAGAUUGAUGUAUCGUAGGUUUUCGUUUAUUGAUUUGGAAAAGUGAUAAAUGCGGAAAAUUGAAUAAAGUCAGGUGGAAACAUGCAUUAAAUAUUUCGAUAUUUAUCAACAGUAUAUCGAUUUAACACUAUGUGUUUACUUUGAACUAUGAGAUUCUCAAAAAACAUAUUUUUUGCUAAACCUUGACACUGAAAAUAAGUAGCCACCCGGAAAUUGUAACUUGGUGCCUUGGAAAGAAAUUAUUUGGAAAUUGCGGCAAUGUUUUUUUUUUAUAUAUGGACGUUGUUUAUUUGUGAACUACAAAUUUAUAUAAAUAAUAAUCAAUGAUACGCGAAUUCAAUGACAGUUCAGAAGAAGAUGACAUGGAAAGUCAGUAUCAAAUAGAUUCAGAAUGUUACGCUCUCACACAUGCGGACCGCGAUAUGCAUAAUCGAUGUUGUGGUGGUAAAGCUUGGUGUAUAAGGGAUAUAUGCGGCAUUAUUUGCGCAGUCCUAACAUGGUUAUUGAUACUAUACGCCGAGUUUGUUGUGAUGAUGGUUAUGCUUGUGCCCGGCCUAUCAACAUAUCCUCUAUAUGGAUAUGUCAACAUGUUCAUAUUCCAGAGUUUGGCUUUUCUCGCCUUUGCAUCCCAUCUUAGAACUAUGUUUACAGAUCCAGGUGCAGUCCCAAAAGGCAAUGCGACUAAAGAAAUGAUAAGACAGAUGAGUUUCCGUGAAGGGCAAGUUAUAUUCAAGUGUACCAAAUGCUGCAGUAUCAAGCCAGAGCGAGCGCAUCACUGCUCGGUUUGUCAACGCUGCAUUAGGAAGAUGGAUCAUCAUUGCCCCUGGGUGAAUAAUUGCGUCGGUGAAAAUAAUCAAAAAUACUUCGUUUUAUUUACGUUUUAUAUUGCGGCAAUAUCGAUUCACUCGCUGACUCUCUCCAUAUACCAGUUUGUAACGUGUAUUCGUCACGAGUGGCGGGACUGUAGUGCUUAUUCGCCGCCUGCCACCGUGGUGCUGCUGCUUUUCUUGAUCGCUGAAGCUCUACUUUUCGCCAUAUUUACUGCGGUGAUGCUAGGAACGCAGCUACAAGCCAUAUGGAACGAUGAAACGGGCAUAGAGCAACUGAAGAAGGAACAGGCUCGCUGGGUACGCAAAUCUCGAUGGAAGAGCAUACAAUCGGUGUUUGGACGUUUCUCCAUUCUUUGGUUUUCGCCUUUCACACAACCUUCGCCGAAGACAAAGGUCGAGAGCUACUUGUACAGUGUUUAACCAGGGUGAGAUGAUGUGUGAUUGUGACAUGGUUCACGGUUUAAGCAAUAUUAUUUGUUAAUUUCGGUUAUGCAUUCUAAUAUCAGUUACAACUUAUUAGUAUAUAAUUUGAUAUUUGUAGAUAUCAAAGUCUGUAAUGUAUGUAUGUUUGACUGAGGAUGAUUAAAAGAAUAGAAAAUUUAUAAAACGAAAUGUUUGCAUUUACUACUUUAAUUGUUACAAAUUAUGAUCACAAAUAUUGUUAUUUUUAUUGAAUAUAUUCUAAAACAUUAUCAAUAAGCUAAGAAAUAGAAAAGAAUGACAUAAUGAGUAUGUAGUAUUUCCAGUGACUAAAAGGGUAUAACAGUUUUACAUGACAUGUCUACAUAAAUUUACAUCAUAUAGCAUUAUGCAUGUGUCUCAUACAUAUUUACACUGUACAGUGGUCGCGAAAUCACGGAACGCGUAUUUCCGUUUCUCCUAUAUUGAUUUAAUGUUAUUGUGAAGUUAUGACUUUUAAUUCUACUGCUACUUCCUUGAUUUGUUGUUCUGUUUCCUAUGUAUUUUUAAAUUAUUAUAAUUUUUUUUCUAUAGCUACAACAAAUGGUAAUUAUUUAGGGCCUGAUAUAUCAGAGUGUUUGGACUUAGAUCUAUCUGUGAUGGAGUAAUUUAAAAAGGGAGUAUUUUGACAAAAAUAAAAUUAGUUUAAAAUCCUUUACUAAAAUGUUUAAUCGUGUUAGUAUGGUGUUUAUUUUGUGGCCUACUUGGUGGAAAGUGGUCACAUUAGUUAAUGAUUAAAGAUCUUCUUUGAAACAUCUUUGUUGAUGUUUGUAGAAAUAACCACUUAUCUGUAUUAUUAUAAAACAGAUUAGAUAUGAGUCACAGAGAGUGGGUGAGGUCAACUCGAAAUGGGAUAGGGAGUAAACAUAUGUAUGGGUAGUACUAUGAUUUUAUACUGUGACAAUCCUGUUAGCUUCACUUUAUAUUUCAUAUUUAAAUAUUGUAGAUCUCCCUAAACUACUAUAUUCCGAGUGAUAUUUAGUCCUGUAGCGAUACUUGUAACUAUAAUCUUGUACAUCGUGUAUAUUGUUCAUAUUAAGUUUACAGUAUGAUUUGUAUAACCAUAGCGGAGAAUAGUAUUUAUGAAUAAUAUAAUUUACAAAUAAUUAUUUUUCUUCCCAUGGAUUUUCUAGACAUUUAUAUACAUUUUAUAAUGAAGUAUAUCACAAUGAAAACUGCUAACACGUUUUCAGAAUUUGUAAAACUUAUACUAUAUAGAGAUCGGAAAUGUCACUGGUAAUGUUUAUCGAACAAUUACGUGGAUAUAUUAUAAAUUCGUAUAAGGAUUAAAUGAUGUAUGAUGACAGUUCAAAUCAUUAAAAUAGAAUAUUUUUAAGUGUUUACGAAUGUGAAGCUUAAUCUUCUAUGAAGUCGCUUUCUAAAUUAUGUAUAUUAUUAUGAAAUUAUAUUAUUACUAGGUAUGUAAUGUAAGGUCAAAAUUAGGACCAAUGACACGGUGGUAAGGAUCUCACUUCAUGUGAUUUUAAGAAGAUCGUGAUAGUAAUUUUAUCCUCCACUUUGAUCUAAAUGGAUGUCUCAAUUUGCAGGUGAUUGUAUGUCAUGGUGAUUUUUUAUUGUCAUAUUUGUUCUUCUAAAUAAUUUUAUAAAAGUUAUGGAUAGACAAUGUAGCCGAAACAGAAAUACUUAUUACUCUUUGAACCUAAAUUUUUUUUAUUUUUUGUAGAUUCAAUAAAAGUAGUAAUAAUUGAAGUUUGAUGAGAGUUCUGUAAUAUUAUUUUUUCAAAUUACCCAUAAAUCAAUAAUAAUUCUAUUCGAAUUAAGCUUUUAUACUUUUAUGACCAUCCAGGCUCCAUUAUUUCAUCUUGAUUCACAUCUGUCUAUCGACCCCUAAGGCAUAUAGCAAAAUCAAAUGACACAAACUCGAUGGGGUUGCAUUUAUUAUUACGAAGUCUACAGCCGCUUCCGUUCAUUAUGGGAUUAGCGCCAUGCUCUAUAUUACUGAAAUAUCAACGGGUUUAAUCGAAUGCCAGCAUGCGCUAAUAGUCAUUUACAAUUUUGGACUGGAAAGACAAGCGAUAAUGAAUGAAAUGGCGAAUAAACAAGAUAAUUUACUUUUAAUAAAAAGCAAAGGCUAUGUACUCAUUUUAUAGCAAGGGAAUGUAGACGUACUUGGAAAUGGAACGAUAACGGGUUGUUACAAUGACGAUAAUAAAUAGGAAAACAUUUUUCAGAACUGGCCUCGGUAACGUCUUGAAAAACCUGUAUGAUUAAGUGGUGGUUACUAUUACUACACAUUUUAAUUCUUCGUUAUUUCAUUUUAAUUUUUUAGUUAUUAUUACUUUGAUAGUUUUAAGUAAAGAAUGUGUACUUUUUCAAAUGUAAAAGUAAUUAUGGUAUAGAGAAGAAAUGUACGCGUUGGUUUCGUUAUUUAUUAUAUGUACUAGUAUAAUAAAUACAGCAGAGAGCAAUUUAUUUUUAAUAAUAAUGCCAUAAAUCUUUUGCCUAGCUUGUACGAAAAUAAAUAUUGAACAUAAUGCAUAUUAAAAUAUUAUGGCCACAGAUGAUUUAAAUGUGAGGAAUUGUAACUAGUUGUUGAAGAAUCUAUCAUCUUUACAAUAAAACGGUCAAUACUCUAUAUGAGAAAACGACUGAACAGAUUUCAAAAAAAAAAUUAUAAUCGACUAGGUACGCAGCUUAAAAUAGGUGUAUGUUUAUCAAAUUCGAUCAAGCAAAUCAUAAGAUAUAGCUUGACCCCUUCACUGUAUGAGGUGUGGAACGUAUAGCUCUUAGUUAACUUAAAGGUUGGUGGGAUGAUUGGUUUUACAAAAUAAAAAACCUUCUACAUGGUGUUGUAUGACGUGAUUAUAUUAAGUUCUUAUAAAUUAAGAUUGACUGCUAUGCGGAUGAAGUCACGAGUACAACUCGUCUUAAAUUGAAUAUGUAUUUCAGUCGGACUCGCAUGAAGUUGAAGUUAGAAAAUUAAGAUCCUUAGACAUUGUAACAGUAUCUGUUGUUUUAUUUACAUAAAAUAUAUGCAUUCCAUUGCUCGUCACAACACCGUGUGACUGUACAGUGUUGGAGGUAUACCAGGCACUAAUCACGGGGUUCUUUUUUUUACACCAUUGUCAAUAUAUAAUUUAAUAAAAAAUACAACUAUUAUAAUAAAAGUGAAUAAUAAUUAUCUAUGUGCCGCCAUGGCACUAUCACGACUAUAGGUACUGUUGAGAAUAGCCUAUUAAUAAAUAAAAACAUUGCAUUAAUACAAAAAAAAUGUAAUGUCUACUUUAUAUUUUUUGUUUUUAUUUGCCUUCUCACUAUUAUUAUUUGUAUUUUGUUCAUAGGCUAGUCAAAAAACCCGUAGUCAUCUAUUUCAUUACACACCCAGUAAAUCUGUUCCAUGGUUAAAUUUAUAAACUUUAAAAAAUAGUAUCCUAAAUGAUAAAUAUACACUUUAUUUAAGGUUAAAAAGCCUAAAGUGUCAUACCUUUAUGCGUACGAAACCAAACUAGAUGGGUUUUUAUGGCUUUUUAUUUUUUCAGAGAUUUCCGAGGAGUCUCAACUCUUAACAGUAACACAGUUAAAGAGUAACAACUUAAGUCUCAGUUACAUGAUAUCAUAAUUAAUUCUAAAUUAAUUUUGUUCAAUUUGAAAAGGGAUUCUAUUUUUAAUUAUGAUCAUGUUCAGUUUUUGUUAAACAAAUUCUUAAAUUAUUCGUUAUCAAUAUAUUAAAAAAACUUUAAUUAAUUUGAUGAUUUCACGAAAUAAAUUCUACAUGUCAAAAUGGUGUGCCUAGUGUAAUAGAAAUAAAAUGUCUGUAGUUGAUGCCUAUAAAAUCAAAGACAGGUAAAUCCAAGUCUGUCAAAUGUUCAGGAAACUACAAAAAUGAAUAUUUUGUCAUGGAUAUGAAACGAUAUUCUAUAUUUGAAACCAGAUAAUAAAAUAGAAUAUUAGUAAUAGUUUGAAUUUUAAUUAAUAGAACUUUUUAUUAAAAGAAAUAUUUGAGUACUGAAUGAAAAUGAAAUCAAUUUUAUGGCCCCAGUUGUAGUAAUCUUGCAGACAAAACUUUUGAUCUAAAAUUGUCGUCAUAUACUCGUAAAUACUAACAGAAUGUCACAAUAUUCUGUUAGUAUUUGCGAGAUACUAAACAAAAUUUAUUACUUUAUGUUAGUAAAUUGUGGUAACUUGAUAGUUUGGUAUCUAUUAAUUUCUCAUUACCAAUUUUAAAAUUAAAUUAUAAAUAAUAUAAAAAUAAAAUUAAAAGGUAAUAAUUUAUAAAAUUGAUUUUAUAAAAUCAUGAUUUAUCUGUAAUGCCUAAAUGCCCAUUUAGUAUUAAUUAGUAGCUUAUUUAGUAAUAUAAUCAUCAUACAACCUUAAUAUUGUGGUUUAUAUAAUGAGUUUUGUAUUAUUUUCUUAUCUCAUGAGUUUCAAAUGUUUAUAAAUGUACUUUAUGUUAAAGUUAUAGAUUAUUAUAAUUAGUUAUGUAGGUAAGGUGUUUGAAUACUUCAUUAAUGUUUGGCGAUUAAGAUGAAUACGGGUUUUUUUUUAUUUGCAAAAUGAUAUUAAUUACUGGGUUUCGUGUUUUUGAUUUUGUCUUGUUUUAAAUAUGUUUAGGUACAUAAUAUUUAAUGGUAUGAUACAAUAACAGGCCUAAAAGUUUUAUGAUAUUUAAAUGUAUUUUUUCUUUCAUAAAGUAAAUGGCAAACUUCUUGAGUCUUGAGUUAAAAGCAGUAUUGCAUUAUGCCCAUGCACACUUUCGUGCAAAAUAUUUUUUGGCAUAGUCAUGUGAAUACGUAAUAAUGUUGCUAAUAUUUUUUUAGUAAUAGUACUAAAAUUAAAAAGAAAUGCCUGAUAAAAUGUUUACACGUUUUUAUUUAAUUUUUUUUGUGUAUUAACGUAAGAAUUGGCAGAUUUGAUUGGUUUUGUUGGGUCUCUUUCAAAUUAAAAUUAAUGAAAUCGGUGAAUUCAAGAUGUUUGCCGAUUACUAUGCCGACAGUUAAAACACUGUACCUACUCAUAAGGAAUUAAGCAAAUUUCUAAAUUAAAUUAUGAAACAGUUACUUAUCAUGCAAACAAUAAUUGUUUUUUUUUUUUGUUUGAACAUAGAAUAUAAACUGUUUUCAAAUAUUUUUGUAUUAUUGCACUUUAAUAAUAAUAAAUAAAAUGAAGAGAAUGUGGAAAUUC
Galleria mellonella (greater wax moth) is the source of this 6438-nucleotide messenger RNA. RefSeq names its product palmitoyltransferase ZDHHC3. The coding region runs from base 331 to 1257 and encodes 308 amino acids. Gene Ontology annotation, molecular function: protein-cysteine S-palmitoyltransferase activity. Gene Ontology annotation, biological process: protein targeting to membrane; peptidyl-L-cysteine S-palmitoylation. Gene Ontology annotation, cellular component: Golgi apparatus; endoplasmic reticulum. The transcript has 7 exons. Lineage: Eukaryota; Metazoa; Arthropoda; Insecta; Lepidoptera; Pyralidae. The record is from RefSeq and is a predicted model, not a curated record.